GCCUAUUGACACGUCGCCAUAUUGUUUUGGUGGACAACUUGAAACGUGUAAACAUUGCUGUUUUUAUUUGUAAUAAACAACUUCUAACUUCGAGAUUCGUUGUUGUUGCAUGAAAUCACCGCAUCAAUAAUGAGUGGCAGAUCUGGACCACCUGUCAAAUUGAUCUUUUAUGGUUUGAUUUUCGUUAGUUUUGUCUAUAUUUUAUACAUUUAUACAUCAACCACUGACAAAUUACGAAAUGCUCAAAACCAAGCCGAACGCUACCGAAGAGAAGAGGAAACUAAAGUCAGUCAACUCCAGGAUGUGUUGAAAGCUAAAGAUGAUUUACAAGAGAGAUGUGAAAGUGAAAGACAAGAAUUUGUCAGUAGGAUUAACUCUUUGAAUCAACAACAGAAAAUGCUUAAGGGUCGUAAUGAAGAAAUGGAAGCUGAAAAUGGCAGGCUGCAACAAGAACUUCAAAAACUAAAAGAUGAUCAGAGUCAUAUAGAAUCUCAACGUAGUCAAGAAUUUCAGCAAUUAAAACAAGAGAAAGAAUUAGAAAUUGCUUCCAUAAAGGAUCAAGUAGCAAAUUAUCAACGCCAGAAUGAACAAUUACAGAAUGAAAUCUCUAGUUUGAAAACCCAACUACAAAAUAGUCAGGGCCAAAUACAAUAUGAUCAAACAGUUAUCACCAAUCUAGAUCAGGAACUUGUCAAACUCAAGCAUCAACAUCAACAAGAUUCUACCCAAUUAGAAGGUUUAAGACAACAAUUGAACCAAGUAAAGAAUUCCAAUGUGGCUGCUGUAAACCAACAACAAGUGCAACAACAAGAAGGAGGGAAUCAACUUAUUCAACAACAACCUCUAGUAGUCGCACAACAGCCUGUGGGAAAUGCAAAACAACCUAUUGUAGACCAGCAAGCCCAUCAACAACAACCAAAUCAACCAGUUGUUGGCAUAGAUGGAGUCAAAGAUGUACCAAAUCCAGCUGAUCAACAACAGCAACAGCAGCAUCAACAACAGGAAAACAUGCAGCAAGUAAAUCAGGGUGGUCAACAACAAGUUAAUAAUGGACAACAAAAUGUUGGUGAUGGAUUAUUAGUUGAUGCCAAGAAUCAAGUUUUACAAAUAGAUCAACAAGUAGGACAGAUUGGUGACCAGUUGGCUAAUUUACAAGGUGGUGCAGCUCAACAAGAUGGAAAUAAUAUCGGUAAAGAAGGUGUAGCAGAUGUCCAUCAUCAAGUUCAGCCCCCUCUUGAUGCUGAUGCUCCUGCUUUAGGUGCUGGUGAUGAUGAAGAUAAAGAUUCAAAGAAUGGUGAAGUUAAGAAUGAAUUAGUUGAACAUGAACAGAUAUUUAAACCAGAUUUUAAAAUCAAUGAAGAUAUAUUAAAGGAGAAUGCAGCUGAUGUUAACAUUAGAACAUUACAUAAUAUUGAUAAAGACCAUCAUGAUAAUAGAUUAAAACAUGAGGGGCCAGUAGGAUUACAAGUACAAGAACCUAAAUUAUUGCUAAAUGAUGAGAAUCAUGCAGCAGAAGACAAUCAUGGUGUAGAUGAUAAUAAUAAUCAAAUCAAUCAAAUGGCUAUACCUAAUUUUGAUCAUGGUAAUAAGGAUUUAGAUUUACAAGAAAAAGUAAAAAUAGAAAAUGAAGAUGAAGAUGAUAAACAUUAUAAUGAAGAUUAUAAAUAUGAUGAUAAAGAUAUGAAUGAAGAAGAAGAGGAACAAGAGGAAGGGAAACACUAUUAG
Lottia gigantea (owl limpet) is the source of this 1725-nucleotide messenger RNA. RefSeq lists its product as hypothetical. The transcript has 13 exons. Lineage: Eukaryota; Metazoa; Mollusca; Gastropoda; Lottiidae. Bases 130 to 1725 code for a protein of 531 amino acids. Gene Ontology annotation, cellular component: Golgi apparatus; Golgi membrane. The record is from RefSeq and is a predicted model, not a curated record.